GACCGAAUGCGCCGCUUCUCACACAAGGCGCAAUGGGUUCGCGCGCAACUUGCUCGAAGAAUCGAUGAAUUGGAUGGACAUGUACUAUGAUUCUGAAGCUGGGUACCUCUAUUCGUUGGACGCAAGGGCCCUAACACACGACACGAGGUCUUCGGCGUGGUACGCGGCAGGCCUGUUGGCGAGGAACGAGGGGGACAACGCUCAACAGGCGACUAAGAUUGUGGAGAAUGUAAUAUUAGGGCAGCAUAAGAACCGGAGUGAGCAGUGGUUCGGAGACUACCAAAUCUACCCCGAAGAGCCCACCGUAGGGACUGCUCAAUACCCGCCCGUGAUUUACAACUCCUGGGAUCCAAACUGGAGAGGCUUCGUCGGCACAACCUUUAUCCUCAUGCUCGAAGAAUUCCCGGACCUCAUUCCACACGAUACGCAGAACCGCAUGCUCGAGAGCCUAUACAACACAACCAUCGGCGACAGCUACCGCGUAGGCGGCGUCGACGACGACAAUCUCUACGCGGCCUACAGCAACCCCUCCAUCAUGCGAGCAUUUGUCUCAGGCUGGGUCGGCCGACGCCUCAAUGAUUCCAACAUGACGGCUGCGGGGGAGAUGUACGCACAAGAAGUCAUUGACCUGUUUAAUCGCGCCAACACGCUUUCCGAGUUCAACUCCGGGACCUACGCCGGGGUGUCGCUGUUUGCGCUAACGCUGUGGGCGAAAUAUAUGCCGGCUGAUUCGGUUAUGGGGCAGAAUGGCGCGAAGAUGGUGACGGAGACGUGGAAGACGUUAGGCGAACUGUAUAAUGCAAACUUGAAAAACGUAGCGGGGCCGUGGGACCGAAGCUAUGGGUACGAUAUGAAUCGGUAUCUGAGCAUUUUGGCGUUGCAAAUUUGGACCAUCGUGGGGAAGGAGAAGACGCCUGUUAAUGCGAAGCCGUACGCCAUGGGCCACAAAAACGACUUCGCCAUCGGACCGUUAAUCGCUAUCCUCGCACCCUAUCACAACACACUCCUCACAGCCUCUACACUCUCAGCACUCUCCACUUUCCCGGGCAGCCACACAGUGACCACGUCCGCUUUCUCCCCGCCCUAUGACACGUCCCCGCGCAACAUCACCACUUGGCUCUCACCCAACCUGACCAUUGGCGCGGAAUCCUUCUCAGAGAACGUUAUCGGUGGACCCUCCAUAAAUCCGAAUAGCUUCAACCCCGCAGUAGUGCAGUGGGGCAGGAGGGACGGGACCGUGGGAUGGUUGACACUGUAUGCGCAGGUCAAAGAGUUGGUUGCGGUGGCCGGAGAAUGGACGCUCGACAUGACGUAUCCGGCCGGGAAUAGCACGAGCACGUUUCAGUUCCUUGUCGGCACGAACUCUAAAGCAGGAAAACGGGACGUGGCGAGCUGGGAGGACGUCGAGGGCAUUAAGGUGACGGUGGAAGGCACAGUAGACCCGAGGUAUAAUGUUACGUUUAGUGGGUUGGUAGGCGGAGCGGGAGAGACGAUCAAUGACUUCGAGUUCUGGAACUUUACCUAUGCAAUGCCCGAAGGAAGCGAAAAGACGCCGCGGGCAGUGCUC
Trematosphaeria pertusa is the source of this 1567-nucleotide messenger RNA. RefSeq lists its product as uncharacterized. The transcript is spliced from 4 exons. The record is from RefSeq and is a predicted model, not a curated record. Lineage: Eukaryota; Fungi; Ascomycota; Dothideomycetes; Pleosporales; Trematosphaeriaceae. The annotation marks the transcript as partial.